AUGAACUUAACAGAUUCUAGACGUUCAGGCACUCAGAUUUUGUCGGUGGUCCCAAGUGGACUGGUUUCUAUGAACACGGUACCUCUUACAAGUGACCAGCUUGCAUUAGGCAGAAGCAUAGACAAGUAUGAAAGAUUAUAUUUUGGAACUUUUCCUUUCAGCAUACAAGGAUUAUAUUGCUCUACUAUUGAGGAGCUCUACGGGAUCGCUGGAGGUGCAGUGAGGGCUAACAUAACUUAUUUCAUGUAUGAGGAUUGCUUUGGGCAAUUAGAUUUUGAUGUUUUUCUCUCAUUUUGCAAGGAGUUUCCAACAUUCAUGUCCUCUAUUAGUGAAGUAUCUUUCCACGGCCGUGCUUCACAAUUUUAUGAGUUGGCAGCAGUUGCUGAUAUUCACAACAUUGUCGAUUUAGAGUUGUAUGGUGCUUCAACUUUCACCAUGGCGCAAGCAAUGCCAAAUCUUGAGCAUUUGUAUCUUAACUUUCAAGGAAGGCACCCCGCAGGUAUCGAAUGUCUUCCAAAGUCUUUGAAAUCGUUGGUAAUUGACGAAUGUGGAGAUCCAAUUGGAAUUGAGCUUCCUCCAUUACUUGAGAGACUUGUGUGCCUUGAGUCAUACGGUGAUAUCUGGCAAACAUAUCCUGAAAGUCUUCAAUACUUAAAGUUCCAGGAGACUUACUUCACAUUUGAAAUGUGCGUGUUCCCUGAUCAACUUCAUGAGUUGUCGUUUUGGGAUUGUGGAAUUCAGUCACUUAACACUAUUAGAUGGCCACAGCAUUUGAAGAUAUUAGAUUUCAGGGAAAAUCCUCUUUAUACGUUAAUUGGUGCAGCAUUGCCAGAUUCUAUUGAAGUCUUGAAAAUUCUCUCCUGUUCCAUCUCGUCACUCGACGGUGUCGUGUUCCCUCGUAUGCUUAGAACACUUGAUUUGUAUGAUAAUGAGAUAUCAUCUUUUGAUGGAGCAUCGUUUCCUCCACAUCUUGAGGUAAUCAAGGUCUUGGAGCAGCAGGUUCAGACCUGGUCCAAGGGACCAUUCCCUGACACAUUAAGGGUGCUUGAACUUCAGACACUGGAAGAUCCAAAGAGCUUAAUAAUUCCAUUUGGGUUGGAGACACUCAUUCUCGUAUUACCAGAAUCAUUUAACGGGUCCUAUUGUGAUUUUAUGUUACCUUCUUCAUUGCAGGCGCUUUCAAUAUACGGAGGGUGCUCGACAGAAUUCGAGUGGAACCUUCCAAACCUACAAAUAUUCCAUAUUGAGCCGUUUAGAGGAUUUGUUCUGAUUCCUAACUCAGUCACUAACGUUGCAAUCUCUUCGCAAGAUGCUAGUUUAUUCCAGGAUUUAGUCAUUCCUGCUAAUGUGGAGAAUUUGGAAUUGACAUAUCCAGUAAACACAUAUCCUAGGCUAAAAAGUGUUCAGAACUAUAAGUAUGGUUAG
This is a messenger RNA of Sungouiella intermedia, 1425 nucleotides long. The record is from the annotation of a GenBank genome assembly. Lineage: Eukaryota; Fungi; Ascomycota; Pichiomycetes; Serinales; Metschnikowiaceae.